AGCGAGUUCCAGUUCCGAACGAUCCCCCCGAGAAAGAAGUUUCAACUGCUCCGCUUUUUGGUUACCCUUCGAAAAGUGAGCGGUAUGACGAUCAUUUAUGCAACAACGGCUCCAGCCGACUGCAAAUCUGAAGCCAACUUUGCACCAUCUGCCCCAUGCGGCAGCUCUGGAUGUGCGCAGCAGCCACAGCCAGCCCAGACGGUGACUGUGACCGUUACACAAACACGUUUUAUGCGGAAUACAAAUCGGAGAACGCUUACGUCCUCAGCAAUUUUCUGGUUUCUGGUCUACGGAGGCAUGGACUUGGCCCAAAGUGUGGGCUGGAAUCAGCCCGUUAGCGUUAUUCUGCUAACGCCGGAAUAUCAAUACAGCUGGUUCAUCGGUGUCGUCAUUGGAGCCUGUGUGGCUGCACUCACAAUGACAUUCCUGCCAAAGAGCGCGUAUUAUCUCCUGGGUGGCAUUAUGCAGCUGACGGGUGCCAUUAUCUUCACGAGUGCCCCCUACGAGUACACAGCACUGCUGGCUGCCCGCUAUGUGGGGGUGGGCAUUGGUCUGAUCACAGUGCCAUUCCUCAUCCACGUCGGUGAGAUAUCCACACCGACACGCGGCGUUGACUCGGCGAUGGAACAGGUUGGCUUGGCCAUGGGUCUCUGCAUCCAGGUGAGCUACGACACGGAAUGGUCGCUGUCCCUGGACAUAUCCACGAACCUGGCCCACGGCAUUGUGGGCAUUGUCUUUUCGUUGAUUGGCUUGCUGGUCACCCUGGUGUCCGUGGAGUCGCCCGUCUUUUAUAUACGCCGCAACCAGGAGGAGAAGGCGCGACAGUGCCAGCAGAUGCUGGUGGCCGGCAAUCUUCCGAACACCGUCAACGCGCUGUUCGAGGAGGCCAGGCUGUAUGUGGUGGAGAGCGAGAGCCGGAGCCUCGGCGAGGAGCUGUCCGCUUCCGUGAUGCCCUUCUGCAAGCUCUUUUUCUUCCGCUGCUUCGUGGCGUUCACCCUCUCCCUGCCCCUGACCUGGUCCAUCGUGGGCAGCACUGCCAUCUCCGAGGGCACCGUCAACGCCUGGCCCCUCUAUGUGUGGAGUGCAAUGCGUCUCAUCAGCACCCUCUUCGCCGCCUGUGCCCUGGACACUCUCGGGCGCAAGGGCGUCUCGCUGUUGGGUCUGCUCUGCAUGGCCGGCCUCAUGCUGGGCAUGGCAGGGAUUUAUGCCACUCCGGCCAACAUCUACAGCUGGUACUACAUGGGGCAGGUGUGCAACCUGGGACUGGCCUUCCAGGCCUUUGCCGGACUCUUCAUCUGCAGCUCCUGCCCCUAUCUGGGCGAGGCGUUUCCCAUGAGAGUCAAACCCUUCUUCGUUGGCCUCAUCGUGGCCUGCGAACAGGUGAUCCACAUCAUCGUGAUAGUCGCCUUCAAGCCCACAACGGAGUACCUGUUCCAGUACUUCCUCAUCGUGGGCAUUAUCAUGCUGCUGGGCCUGAUAUUCUUUGCGGUUGCCAUGCCGGAGACCAAGAAACUGACGCUGCGAAAGGCUGGCGAGCUCUUCCAGAGAGUGCAUAAUGUUAACCCCUACUAGCCUUAAGUGUCGUUCGAUUGUUUGCACGAUUAAUGUUAAAUAAACUGUUAGAAAU
This is a messenger RNA of Drosophila subobscura, 1627 nucleotides long. Its product is annotated as facilitated trehalose transporter Tret1-like. Gene Ontology annotation, biological process: transmembrane transport. Gene Ontology annotation, molecular function: transmembrane transporter activity. The record is from RefSeq and is a predicted model, not a curated record. NCBI's taxonomy places the organism in Eukaryota, Metazoa, Arthropoda, Insecta, Diptera, Drosophilidae. Gene Ontology annotation, cellular component: membrane.